UACCUUCCAUUUUCUCUUUCCAUUAUAAAAACAAACGAAGCUUCAUCCACUUCACUUCCACACCAAGUUCUGCUCUUUCAGAGCAACGCGCAAACCCUGUUCUCUUCUCUUCUUCUAGCCUCUGUUUUGCACUGAAAAUGGCACAGAUUCUUUCUUCAGCACUGCUUUUGGCUCUGCUGUGUGCUGCUUCAGCUGUUUCUGCCAUUGAGCCAAGAGUACCAGAAGCUUACCUUCAAAAUGGCAACUUUGAGGAGCAGCCGAACCCCAAAUAUCUCCAGAAAACAAAGCUCGUUGGGAAAUUUGCUUUGCCCAAAUGGGAGAUCAAUGGUCUGGUUGAGUAUGUCUCUGGGGGACCCCAACCUGGUGGCAUGUUCUUCCCAGUUACUCAUGGAAUUCAUGCUGUGAGACUUGGCAAUGAGGCUUCAAUCUCCCAAACUAUCAAGGUCAAACAGGGUCAACUGUAUGCUCUAAUUCUUGGGGCCUCAAGGACUUGUGCACAAGAUGAAGUUUUGAGAAUCUCUGUGCCUCCACAGACUGGUGAUGUUCCUUUGCAGACCCUGUAUAGCCUCAACGGUGAUGUUAUUGCUUGGGGGUUUAAGGCCACUUCUAAUGUUGUCAAAGUGACUUUCCACAACCCUGGAGUUCAAGAAGAUCCAGCUUGUGGGCCACUUCUGGAUGCCAUUGCUAUCAGGGAGUUCUACCCUCCAAUGCCUACUAGAGUUAACUUGGUAAAAAAUCCUGGCUUUGAGGAGGGUCCAUUCCCCAUUUUCAACUCUACAAACGGUGUUCUGCUCCCUCCUCAACAACAAGAUAGGUUCUCCCCACUACCUGGUUGGAUCAUUGAGUCCCUCAAGGCUGUGAAGUUCAUUGACUCAAAGCAUUUCAAUAUCCCAUUUGGGCUUGGAGCAGUGGAGCUUGUGGCAGGCAGAGAAAGUGCCAUUGCACAAGUCAUCAGAACAGUUACAAACAAAGUCUACAACAUCACAUUUUCAAUUGGAGAUGCCAAAAAUGGGUGCCAUGGAUCCAUGAUGGUUGAAGCAUUUGCUGCUAAAGAUACCUUCAAAGUUCCCUUCAAAUCUGAAGGGAAGGGAACAUUCAGGACUGUGAGUUUCAAGUUCAAAGCUAUUGCACCGAGAACCAGACUCACUUUCUACAGCUCCUUUUAUCAUACCAGAAUUGAUGAUUAUGGUUCUCUUUGUGGCCCUGUUAUUGAUCAAGUUAUAGUGUUCCCUGUUGCCUAAACAUGAGUUCCUUCUACUUUACCUUUACUAAAAUAUGUAGUAAUUGAGAGAUUUUUGCUAUCCCUUGAGUCUGUAUUUUCUAUAAUUGCAAGAAGGAUGAAAGAUAUUCUCAA
Vigna angularis (adzuki bean) is the source of this 1354-nucleotide messenger RNA. Its product is annotated as protein DUF642 L-GALACTONO-1,4-LACTONE-RESPONSIVE GENE 2. The record is from RefSeq and is a predicted model, not a curated record. The transcript has 3 exons. NCBI's taxonomy places the organism in Eukaryota, Viridiplantae, Streptophyta, Magnoliopsida, Fabales, Fabaceae. Gene Ontology annotation, cellular component: cell wall; plasma membrane. Bases 138 to 1241 code for a protein of 367 amino acids.